Prunus armeniaca (apricot) is the source of this 345-nucleotide messenger RNA. Lineage: Eukaryota; Viridiplantae; Streptophyta; Magnoliopsida; Rosales; Rosaceae. The record is from the annotation of a GenBank genome assembly.
AUGAAUUUAGGAGAUUUGGGGGCUCAACAUCCUCCUUUCCCGCGGCUGUGCAAUGAGGGCUUCCACUCUUGGUUUGCUGUUUUUCUUCCUUUUCUUUCCUCUUCCUUGGCUGAAUCUGAUGAAGGAAAUGAGGUGCAAAUGUAUGCUGGUCCAAGGGACGCUUCUGACAGCAUGCAGGAUGGUAUUCAUCGGUUCUUUGGAUGUCUCUGGCUUGGGACUGGUUUCCAGCAGCUUUGUUUAAGGAACCUGCCAUCUACUCCUUCACGUGUUCUCUGUUCUUCAAAAGGGCUGAAGCUAUUGUGGGCCCUUUUUUGGGCUUUUCUAAGGGCCAAGAUGGCUUUCUAA